UUUGCGUCACUGCUUCGGAGAACAGUGAACUGAGCGAGUUGCAGAGAGCGAGACAAGUUUGCAGGGAAGGGCCGGCUGAGGCUGCAAGCCCCCAGGGCUCGUGUGGCCUUGCCGCCCGCCCCUGCCCGAUCCCUUCUCCUUCUGCUCUUCCACCGUCCCCCCCCCCACUUAGCCAAAGGCCGGAGGUAAGGGGAAACCUCCCCAGCACCCCCUUAAAAAUUGUUUUCUAGUCCCGAGAGAGCAGGGGAGCGAGGGGCGGCCGCUAGUCAUGGAGCUGCUGUGCUGCGAGGUGGACCCGGUGCGCAGGGCCGUACGGGACUCCAACCUGCUGGGUGACGACCGCGUCCUGCAGAACCUGCUCACCAUCGAGGAGCGCUACCUGCCCCCCUGCUCCUACUUCAAGUGUGUGCAGAAGGACAUCCAGCCAUACAUGCGCAGGAUGGUGGCCACCUGGAUGCUGGAGGUCUGCGAGGAGCAGAAGUGUGAGGAGGAAGUUUUCUCCUUGGCCAUGAAUUACCUGGACCGCUUCCUGGCGGGGGUCCCCACCCCCAAGACCCACCUGCAGCUGCUGGGGGCCGUGUGCAUGUUCCUAGCCUCCAAGCUGAAGGAGACCAUCCCGCUGACCGCGGAGAAGCUGUGCAUCUACACCGACAACUCAGUGAAGCCCCAGGAGCUGCUGGAGUGGGAGCUGGUGGUGCUGGGCAAAUUGAAGUGGAACCUGGCAGCUGUCACCCCUCACGACUUCAUCGAACACAUCCUGCGCAAGCUGCCCCAGCCCAACGACAAGCUGCCUCUGAUCCGCAAGCACGCGCAGACCUUCAUUGCUCUGUGCGCCACCGACUUCAAGUUCGCCAUGUACCCACCGUCCAUGAUCGCGACCGGCAGUGUGGGGGCCGCCAUUUGUGGGCUGCAGCAGGAUGAGGACGUGAGCUCCCUCACUGGGGAUGCCCUGGUGGAGCUGCUGGCCAAGGUCACCAACACUGACGUGGAUUGUCUGAAAGCCUGCCAGGAGCAGAUCGAGGUGGUGCUGCUCAACAGCCUGCAGCAGUGCCGUGAGGAGCCAGGUGAGGCGGCCAAGGCCGAAGAGGAUGUGGACCAGGCCAGCACCCCCACCGAUGUGCGGGAGAUCGACCUGUGAGCUUGCCCCACGGGCCAGAUGGGAGAAGCCAGCUCCAGCCUGUUUUCUCCCUUCUCUUGCGUUCCAGUUCGUUCUCUUAUGUUUUAGGAUGCAAGUUUAAAAGCAAAAACAAAAAAGCAAACACACACACAUAAGAAAAGAAAAUUUACCCCCCCUCCCUAGAAAGCUGUUUUAGGAGUGAGAGAGAAACGGUCCUGUACAAACAGCAUGAUGAAAUAGCAUUUGGUGCCUAUUUUGAAGUAUAACAGGGGAUCCCUUGUGUCUGCCUUCAGUUGCUGUUUGAUUCUGUUCAAGGUGUGGUAGAAACAUGCUUUACCAGAAACAAACCCUGCAUGCAGAGUAGCUAGAGAAAAAAAAAAUGCACGCCUGCAAUCUGGAAGCAAAUUAGGGGAGACUUUAUUUUUUUCUCCACCUUUCACUCAUGUUAUGAACUAGCAUAUCCAUCAUUUCAAGGAACUGCCUGAUGCCAUGUAUGGCGUGAUUUCAAUUGCAAAGCAAUGAACUUGAGGAAUGGGGGUGGGGGGGGGAGGACAAAGCAAUCUUGGGUGCACGGGAACCAUUUUGGAUGCAGAAGCACUUGGCCCCUGAGCACCGAUUGGUUUCUAAUCGGGAGCACCACUGCAUCUCUAGUUAGACUCUUGCUGUCUACAGUAGCUGCUACCUUAAAAAAAAAAAAAGGAUUUUUUUUUUAAUGAUGUUUAACUUUGACAGAUGGACACAAGGUGAUUGGGCCAAGGAUGUCCUCUAGCUUCUUCUUCCAAACAUGGUUCAUGGCGGGCACCAAGCCUUGCUGGUAUCUCAAGGUGGGGGAGGGGGCAGGUGCUGACCAAGGGUGGACUCUGGAAUGGAAUCACUUCUCUGAUACAUUCAAACAUAGUACUGUCACCUUGGCAUCCCUUAUUACUAGGAAACCUGAUUAAUUUCCCUUUUGUUUUUUGUUCUUUUCCUUCAUUUUGGUGCUGAUUGGCAUGCCUGCUCCACAGUGUAGCAUUGUUAUAAACCAUUCCAUUCGAAAAAGCACUUUGAGAAAAAAAAUUGUUCCCGAGGGAUAGAUGGGAUGGUUUAUGCAAAUCGUGCUGAAUUGACUCCUCCCUUCUGCCCACCCUACCUCCCCCUCCAGUUCCAAGUCUCCACCCCACCCUCACCCUCCAGCUGGGUUCCUCUUUUCAUCUGUUAUCUAAACCGUGCUCUGCUACAGAGCACCGAUGUCCCCAGUCAGGACAAGAGAGACCCCCCCUCCCUUUCCUCUGACAUUCUCAUCACAACAUUCCUCAGAAGGCGCCUAAAAACAGAUCCAUCACCAUUUUGAUGGGACAGAUGGAUCUUGAGUCCCCACCCUCCCCAGCCCCAUACUUCUGGACAUGGUAAGGAAAGUCAGUGCUGGUGUAAGAACAGACAACUGAACGUCAGGGUGUGGCAUUGUGCUCCCUUUUCCAUUUGGAGAUUAUGGUUAUUAUUAUUAUUAUUUUUUAUUCAUUUCAUUGCAAAGUUAUGUUCAUUGUACUUGAAUUUUUGUAUCCCCCUCCACUUCUUCGAGGCAUUCAGUUAGCAAAGAAGUUGGAGCAACUUUUUUUUUUUUUGCACAAUUACAAUUGACAGGUGAUGAAGCUAUUUGUUACAAUAGUUGUCUCUUUUUUUUUUUCUUUUGUUAAGUAAAAAAAGUCAGAACAGGGCGUCUUUGAAGAAUUAUUUUCCACACAGAUUCUGCCUUGUUAGACUAAUAGGGUUGAAGAUGGAGGAAAAAUCUUAAGGGUCUCUUAUUUUUCAGUUUAUUGUGUUCAGUUUAUUAUUGUUAUUUUUUUUUUUUUGCGCUGCUAUGAGGCUAAGAUCAUCCUUAUUCACAUUAACAGUACCUAGCUGUAAUGUUUUCACAGAGUGUGCUGCUAUUUUAUAAACAUUUUUUAUAAUAUAUUAUUUUACUGCUUAAAUUUCCAAGUCCUGAAGUAGAUGGUUGCGAUAUGAGUUCUUUGUACUGGAAAAGCCCUUCCAUAGUUUUAUUUUCUUCCAGUAGCAUUUUCAUGGUGGUUUUUUUUUUUUUUUUUUUUUGGUUUUUUUCCAUUUUGGAUUUUUUGUUUGUUCCUCUCUGAUUACAUUCUUCAAAGACAGAUCAUUCUUUACCUCAGGUUUACUGGAUAAAAUCAAUAACUACACAAGAAAACGGCUCACAUUUUUGUUUUCAUAAUACCUCACAACCAUACUGUUACUGCUUGGGAGCUCAUUUGUGUGGGAGCAGGAAAAAGCAGGAGAGGGGAGAUGGAACACCACCACCCCCUUGGGUGGAAAGCGGGGUGAAUUUGGUUCCAAGGUCUUAUACCUUCGGGGCCUUUUCCGUGAGGAAGGUCAUUAGGCUUCCAUUUUGACUCCGGUAUCUACAUCAUGAUGGAAAAAAAGACAAUUGAACCAAGGGACACACCCCCACCCCCAGGGCAGAUACUCAGCACAAAUAUUGGACUAGGAACUCACAUUUGCCCUUUGGUACCAGGUAUCAGGAGAAGGGAGAUAGAAUCCCAGCAGGCUCUCACUCCUUCAGGCCCUUCAUUUUGACUGGUCCCUUACCACCACCCCUUCCCCUCCUCUGACCUGGGUGUCCUCAGUUGAGGAUGGUCUCAGAGGUGUUUCUGGGUCUGAAUCUGGAUGGAUGGGAGUUGUAAUCACUCCCUUCCAAGUGUCCCUCACUGUGGCAGGCCCUCUGCAAAGGGACACUGGAUGGUCUUGAGGUUUUCCAGAGUGUUCAGGUGGCACUAUUGGAAGAACAGGUGAGAUGGAGAUUGGAUGAUAGCCAGUCAAAGGGAGAUGGGCCCUCUUCAGAGGUCUCUCUUGCAAUGUGUGUAGAAGGGUUCAGGACUUGGUGAGUGAGCAUAACCCUGAAAUUCUAGGGAAUUUCCAGUGGGGGCAGUGGAUGGUGAAUGAUGUUGGAGUUUUGGAGAGGAAAUCCAAGAGUCCAGUGUAUUUAUUAUUAUUAGUGAGGGCCCACUUUUGUACAAGUCACUUUUCUGAGGAGUUCCAGAGAUGGGGGGGGAGGGGUAAAAAAAAUGCUUUGGGGUUCUUGGAGCCUAAAGAGAAAAAGGCCCAAACUCAUUUCCUAGUGACCAGACCUUAAACAGAAGCAGCACGUGACAGAAGGUGACAAGGAAGAGAGCAAGCCAACAGACUCUUCCCCACAGUCUAUAACUUCCUUUGUCUUGGAGCGCUAGGUACCACUGGGACCUUCUGGAUCUUUUUUCCUUCUCAUCCUUGGGACUUGGGCGGGGGGCUGUUGAGGAUGACCCUGGGGAAGAUGCCACAUUGUUUGGCUUUUGUGCUUGCUCCUUCCAACAAAAAAGGGACCCUGGGCUUGUUAAAGUGGCUAAUAGCCUCUUCUUCAAUCUUUGUUUCUUGGUAGGGGGGGUGGUGUUCAACUUUUCCUUCUGGAAUUCUCUUUGUCUUUUUCUACCUGGUUAAUCUCUCUGUCCCCUCUGAAUAUUUUUUAGUUAUUAUUAUUACUGUUACUAUUUUUUUUCCUCCAUCAGUGGGGGGGUGGCUUCAUUGUUCCCCUCACACACCAAAUUUUACUCCUCCCCCUAUUUUGGCCAGAUUCUAGGGGGGUGGAUCUAGUAUGCCAAAUAUAUAUGUGUGUGUGUGUGUGUGUGUGUGUGUGUGUGUGUGUGUUAAAGCAUAAUUCAAUGCCAUGUGGGUUCCUGACAGCUAAGAAAGCUAUAGAGGUGGCAGCAUCUCUGGGGAUAGUUCCUUCAGCAAGGAGGUCUUCCAGCAAGGGUACUGACAGGAGAGAGGUCACUGGAAUAGACUAUACUGGAACUGCCCCAGGCCCCCAAGGAAGAGCCUCCUGUGGCUCAGAGGGGACUUCUGGGACAGGACCAGGCUGGUGCUGGCCACAGCCCUGAUAUCACACACACACACACACACACACACACACACAGAUACACACACAGAUACACACACAGACACAGGACACUGCAUCCCUUUGCCAGCAGAAAGGGUUUCCGUCCUCUCUGCACUGUGCCCUGAGAGACUGAGCAGUCAAGGACAUUCAUUCAGUGUAGGGUUGAGCAACUUCCUCAAAGAGGGCAGGGGAAUCUUCUCUCCGCAGGGGCCGGGACUGAGAGAAGAGAUCUGACUUGCACCUUAUGUACCAUGUAAAUAAUGAUGCUCUAGUUGGGGGUGAUACUGGUAGAGUGGGGAGGAGAGGGAGUUAAGUCCGAGUGAGUUAAGCCAGUUGGCUUCAAAGCCAAAAGGAUCCCUCUGUUCCCCUUUGAGAUGACCCAACCCUGGGAAUAGCUUUAAAAGGGACAUUGGUACCAGGACGGUAAAGUUCCCUUAAGCCAGCCCAGGGCCCUGAAGCAGAAGGGUGACUGCAGGUUUUGCUGGCAGGGGCUGGGAGCAGCUCCCAGAGCUGCUCGUGUAGUCGUCCCCAUGUGUGCCCAAGAGGGCAGGGAGGAUGUUUAUGGCUUUCUCAGACCACGUGGCCACUCACGAUUCCACAUAAACAACUCAGAACGGCCAUUUUCUCUGGCCCAAAUUGUCAGUGUAUCUUCUGCUUUUGAGGUUCUGGGCUGGGCUAGCAGACCCAAUCCUUGGCUCAGGCUUCCAGAAACCAACCACCAGCAAACGUAUCCAUGCAUAUUAUGCUGCAGGCGCUGACAUUUAUUGCUUUGCUGCAGCCUACUUAGGGGGGGAAAAGUGCCUUAUAACUGACUGUAGCCAUUGCAGUAGCCAACAUUAUCAUGACAGGUGUCUGUCCUUUUAGAUGGAAACAAAACAAGAAGAAUUGGAGAUUUGGUUUGCUUUUUUUAUGUUUGUUUCUACUCCAUUGGUUUGCAUUCUUAUACUGGCCAACUCUUCAAUCCUCAGCAACUACUGGCCCAUUGGAUGUUUUCCCAUGAUGUUCCAUUACCUUCAUAUCACUUACCUCAGAUCUCUCGCUCUUUUCUCAGUUAUAGUUCUUGUCUUGGACUUCUUUUGUUGUUAUUAUGAUUUUUUUUUUUUUUUUUUGCUUUAAAAUGAGUGAUGCCAUAUCAAAUCGAUGUUACCCUCUCACAGUGUACUCUCUCAGAGGGUGUGGGUGUUCUAUUUGGUCGGGAUGUCAUUAAGUGCUAAAGUAGUGUGAUGGGUCUGAGCAAGGGUUUUAGGGCAGGAGGAGGCGAUGUGUGGGUGACAGUGGGAGUGUGCUUUAGUCGAGCUGCCUUUUCAGAGGCCCGAUCUGUUCAGUGUUAAGUGAUUUUUUUUAAAUAAUAAUAAUAACCUUUGUUAUUCUGACUAGCUUAAAGAUGGAUUUGAAAAAUGGUUUUUGGAUGCAAUUAGGUUAUGCUAUUUGGACAAUAAACUCACCUUGAUGUAAA
Erinaceus europaeus (western European hedgehog) is the source of this 6474-nucleotide messenger RNA. It is a transcript of the gene CCND2, whose product is annotated as cyclin D2. Gene Ontology annotation, cellular component: nucleus; cytoplasm; cyclin-dependent protein kinase holoenzyme complex. The record is from RefSeq and is a predicted model, not a curated record. Bases 269 to 1138 code for a protein of 289 amino acids. The transcript has 5 exons. NCBI's taxonomy places the organism in Eukaryota, Metazoa, Chordata, Mammalia, Eulipotyphla, Erinaceidae. Gene Ontology annotation, molecular function: cyclin-dependent protein serine/threonine kinase regulator activity. Gene Ontology annotation, biological process: mitotic cell cycle phase transition; positive regulation of G1/S transition of mitotic cell cycle; regulation of cyclin-dependent protein serine/threonine kinase activity.